Messenger RNA from Stylophora pistillata, 1516 nucleotides. RefSeq lists its product as uncharacterized. NCBI's taxonomy places the organism in Eukaryota, Metazoa, Cnidaria, Anthozoa, Scleractinia, Pocilloporidae. The record is from RefSeq and is a predicted model, not a curated record.
UUGACAUUCCAUAAUAACGAAUUCGAUUUAAGAUUGUAAUUUUGACACUACGAAGUAGCCCUCCAUCAACCGGGGAAUUAUUUCGCAGUUUGCCAUGACGGAUGAAGUGGAAAGAGCUCACGUUUUAACAGUUUUCUUAUGGGUGUUAUGAAAUCAAAACAACAAAAUUCUGAGACUAAAUCGAACGAGGAGAAAACAAAACGUAACAUGGUUAAAAGAUUAAGUCUGAAAAGUUUUAGAAAAGAAUACGAGCUGAAACCUUUCAGGAGUUUUAUCGUUCGGUUCGCAGGGAAAGUAGAGAGAAAAAACCCAGGCGGCGAAAACAUCGACGAAUGUCUGAAGAAAUUGUACAGGAAAGUGCAAGAUAAUAUUAAUGGAUUACCACGAGUUUGUAUGGAAAUUAGCUCUGCAGAUGUUAAGAUUCGAUGGAUUCAAGGUGAAAGCGAAGAUCAAGAAGAAAUAGAAGUGCCAUUUACUCGAGUGUCUUUCAUUGUGGCCGAUAAAAAACACCAACUUUUCGCUUUCAAUGACUUCGUUUCCCAGAAACCGAAAAAAGUUGAGUGUUAUGCUUUCAUUUGCACUGAGUCGGAGAAGUCUGAUGUAGUAGCGAACGCUUUCUCAGAAGCGUUCAAAGAAGUCCAUGAAAGGCCAAGGAGAGGGUCAGGCCACGACGCAAAUUCAAAAGCUUGAGAGGAAGUAUUAGGACUUGCAGUUGACAAAAGAGAUUAGGACUUAGUCUAGUUUGCAAGAAGCGCUGUUAAGAGAGCAUGUUUUGGUUCGCUUGUGAAAGCGUGAAUUUGCACAAGGAAACAAAACAAUUCCGUACACAAACUGGUAAUUAAUUGCACUCAAGCCAUGAUCACUCAGUUGAUCUUAAAAAGAAGCAAGAAAAGGCAUAAACAUUUUUUCUGUGAAUAUUUAAUAGAAAAACCUUGGUAGCCUGUGUUUUGUUGAGUUUGAGUUUUUUUUCUGAAAGGUUAGAAUUGCAUAAACAGCUCUUGGACACACAAGACAUAGUAAUUUAUUCAAAAAGUUUAAACGAAAAACACGACCAUCACACGGGACUAUGAGUGGCUUUAAGGAAGAGAUAAACUUCCUUAACGCGCUGGGUAGACUACUUCAGAAAACAUUUUAUCAUUAAAUGAGCGUCCUCAGAGAAAGGAAAUCGCUGUAGACUAACAAUGAGUACAUUAGAAGUGAACGAAAUAUUGUACGUAAGUAAUUUGCACAAGACUUGUUGAUUGACAAAGAUCCUUGACAUUUUCACCUUCUUCGGUCAUCAAGAUAUUUUGAUAGAGACAAAGUGGACUGUAUUUAGUAAAAGAUUUGCGAAUAUGUUCAACUGAUACCGAGAAGACUCUCAAAAUUUUUCUGUUGUAGCCACGCAUGUCCGAGAAAAGAAAGACAAAGAGGGUCUUGAGGAAGUAGUUGUUUGUGACUUCCUUAAAAUCUGGAGCUGAAAUAAGGAUUCUUUGAGUUUUCGCUCUCAUAUCAUUAAACAGUGAUUCUGUUUUAA